GGAAGGGGACAAUAAUAAUCCGAAUGUCGCACGAACUGGGUUUUCAAAGGAAUUCGGUUUUGCAACCCCAGUGAGUGAGUGUGAGGAGGAUCAUCUUUUGUUUUGUUUGUUUGUAGGGGUUGGGAUUUUUGGGUCGAAGUGGUUUGAUCGCGAUCCUUACCCUUAUUAUUUCCGAAAUGGUGGUGGCUCGGAAGCAACAAUCGGUAUGGCGGGGAAUGGAGCUUUACGCUUGUAUUGCGUACGCGGUUCUAUUUGAAGUUUUUGUUUUCUGGCGCAGCUCUGCCACCUCCAGCGAGUACUCCAGUGGCGCCAAUGGAAGGUGGUUGUAUGGAUUGAAACCAGGCUGGAUUGCCGGGCGCCAGAUGGAUCUUUCCGACACUCAAUGGAGAAACUUUCGUUCCGGUUUGCCGGCUUUGACAGCAGUCAUGGCUGCCUUCUCAAUUCUGGGAGCAUGCCUAAGGACGAGUCUAGGCUUGAAGGGCAGAGGAAUGGCGAGGUUUUGGCUACUUGCCUCAUCAGUAUAUGUAAUCUAUUUGCACGGAAAUUGCGUUCUUUUCAUACUAGCAAUUGUUCUUGGUAAUUACAUCCUCACAAAGGCAUUGGCAGGAAAAGUAGUUUUUCCUUACCUUCUUUGGAUAUACAACCUCACAUUUCUUGUCAGCAACCGUCUGUACAGCGGUUAUAAAUUCGCAUCUUUUGGGGAGCAGUUCGCCUUCUUGGAUCAGCAUAGGGGUGCACUAAGAUGGCAUAUCAGCUUCAACAUGGUAAUGUUGCGAAUGGUUAGCUUUGGCCUCGACUAUCAUUGGGCGCAAAUUUCCCAACCUUCAACUAUCAAUUGGGAGAACCAUAUGCGGAAAUGUGAGCUUUGCACGCCUGGGAUAUCUGGAACUGAGGGGUCUUCUUGUUAUUUAUCACGACAAGAGAAGCCAGUGUCUGGAGCUCAGUAUAAUCUUGUCACUUACUUGGCGUAUCUGCUUUAUGCACCCUUGUAUAUUGCUGGACCUAUAAUCACCUUCAACGCUUUUGCCUCCCAGCUGGAAAACAUUCAGAAGGCUUACAGUAGAAAAGACAUUGCAAUUUAUGGGCUGCGUUGGCUUUUGUGCUUUCUGCUUAUUGAGUUUCUCACCCACCAUUGCUAUUUCAACGCCUUAGCGAUCAGUGGUGUUUGGCAAAGGUUAUCACCUCUUGAGAUUUUCAUUAUUGGAUAUGGAGUCCUGAACUUCAUGUGGCUCAAAUUCCUACUGAUUUGGCGUUUCUUCCGAUUUUGGGCCCUGAUCGAUGGAAUUGAAACCCUAGAAAAUAUGACCAAAUGCCUCAACAAUUGCUGUGACUUGGAAACAUUUUGGAAAAGUUGGCACGCUUCUUAUAAUCGCUAUCUUGUGAGAUACUUGUACAUUCCUCUUGGAGGAUCCCGAUGGAGGUUCCUCAAUGUGUGGAUCAUCUUUACUUUUGUGGCAAUCUGGCAUGAUCUUGAAUGGAGGCUUCUUUCAUGGGCGUGGGUGACGUGUGUACUCUGGGGUCCGGAGUUGCUAGUGAAAUCUCUUAUGCGCACACCUCAAAUGGCAAGCUUUAAGAAGACAAACGCUUACCGGGAGUGCCAUGCAUUAGCAGGGUCACUCAACAUCACCGGCCUCAUGCUCGCAAACCUUGUGGGCUUUGUGGUUGGUCCCGAUGGCAUGAAGCUAUUGGCUUCCCGUAUGCUAUCUCGUGAAAAUGUUCCACUUCUUCUCGCCAUUGUAUUCUCCUUCUACAUUGGAACGAAGCUCAUGCUUGCAAUCCACGACCAUGCAGAGAAGUCUCAAGAAAGUAAAAAGCAAGUUUCUUCUAGGAAACAACUCAUUGACUGAAGCUCGGAAUAGUUUAUCAAGGUUUCAGUUGGUAACCGUUUUGAGGCCUGAAUGGACGAGGAACUACAUCCAACUUACUACCUCGAAGGGAGGAUAAAACAAAGUUCACGCUGGACAAAACCAUACAGAAGUUUGAACAGAAUGGGCUCAGGGUCAUGACUUUUAGUUGUCCACUGUUGUCCCAUGAGUUGAGUUGCUAGUUGCUCGUAGUUUUUGCUUGAAUGAACUACCUCAUGAUUCUAAUCAUGAGGAUGCAGAUUACUGAUUUGUAAAGAUGAACUAAUUCCUUAAUGACGAUCUAUCCGAGACAUUUGCUAGUUUCAAGAAUAGCAGAUUAUUUUGUCAUGUAAA
Molecule: messenger RNA, 2198 nt
Organism: Physcomitrium patens
Lineage: Eukaryota; Viridiplantae; Streptophyta; Bryopsida; Funariales; Funariaceae
Product: membrane-bound O-acyltransferase gup1
Cellular component (GO): endoplasmic reticulum
Molecular function (GO): acyltransferase activity
Source: RefSeq, a predicted model, not a curated record